This is a messenger RNA of Drosophila busckii, 626 nucleotides long. RefSeq names its product 28S ribosomal protein S24, mitochondrial (gene mRpS24). The transcript is spliced from 3 exons. The coding region runs from base 74 to 583 and encodes 169 amino acids. Gene Ontology annotation, biological process: translation. Gene Ontology annotation, cellular component: mitochondrion. NCBI's taxonomy places the organism in Eukaryota, Metazoa, Arthropoda, Insecta, Diptera, Drosophilidae. The record is from RefSeq and is a predicted model, not a curated record.
GCAAUGCGUUAUAGCGUUACGUCACAAAAAAAUCAGCUGUUUCAAACGCCGUGUUGUAAAGAGCUAAAUAGAAAUGAAUUUCUUGAAAAAGAUGACCACGCAAGUGGUUCCAUUGGCUGAGGCACAAAUCAGCUUGAGCAGCAAAUCUUCCAUACACACUAGCGCCGUUUGUUGUCGGGUGCAGUCUGGACGUUACCGCAUAACCACAAAGCGCGAUCGUCCACUGACCUACGAAAUGGCUAAUCCCCCGCAUUUUAUUGGACAUCGCAAAUCAUGGAACUCUUGGAACACAUCCACGAUGAAGGAUGCCUUGCGUCCAUCGCAAACUGCAAUUGAGGAUGUGUUUAUACGCAAAUUUAUAACUGGCACCUGGCAUGCACUUGUGGUCUCCGAAAUCAUUAUCAAGCGACAACAUAAUACUAUCCGAAUUGCCUCCAUCAUUCGCCAGGCCAUAAGCCCACGCAAGAUGUACUUCCUUAUUGGAUAUACGGAGGAGCUGCUUUCAUAUUGGAUGCAGUGCCCCGUCACGCUGGAACUACAAACGGUAGCUGACAAAAAGGACGUGGUAUUUAAGUACAUUUAGUGGCUUAAAUUAUUUACUUUUAUUAAAUACAAAAUUGUUAAAA